Rotaria sordida is the source of this 435-nucleotide messenger RNA. NCBI's taxonomy places the organism in Eukaryota, Metazoa, Rotifera, Eurotatoria, Philodinida, Philodinidae. The record is from the annotation of a GenBank genome assembly.
AUGAGUACUGCUCGAUACCUUUACACAGCAUCCGUAUUAACAAAUGGAAAAGUGUUAGUGGCUGGUGGACUCCAUAGUAGUAGUGUUUAUUUGAAUAGUGCUGAGUUAUAUGAUCCGUCAACAGGAAUUUGGACAAACACUAGCAGUAUGAGUACUGCUCGAGACUACCACACAGCAUCCGUAUUAACAAAUGGAAAAGUGUUAGUGGCUGGUGGAUUGGGUAGUAGUGGUUUUUCUGUGAAUAGUGCUGAAUUAUAUGAUCCGUCAACAGAAAUGUGGACAAACACUAGCAUGGCUGGUGGAUACAAUAGUGGUGGUGAUGUGAAAAGUGCUGAAUUAUAUGAUCCGUCAACAGAAAUUUGGACAAACACUAGCAUGGCUGGUGGAUACAAUAGUGAUGGUGAUGUGAAAAGUGCUGAAUUAUAUCAACCAUAA